CUCAACUGAGCGCGCCUCUCUCACUGUCUCUUACUCUGAUACUCAACCUUAACCGAACAUGGCGGAAGAAGUUCCAGCGGCGGCGGCGGCGGCUAAAGCUCCAGCGAAGUCUCCCAAGAGAAAAGCCGCGAAGCGCGUCAAGAAAGACGGACCCAAUCUGAAGCAGCUGGUCAUCGCCGCAGUUGCUGACAGCAAGGAACGCAAAGGUGCGUCCGCGUCUGCUAUCAAGAAAUAUCUGGCCGCUAAAGACGUCGAUGUGAACAAGUUGAACAAACGGAUCAACAAAACCAUCGUCUCACUGGUAGAAGCUGGAGUUCUGAACCAGACCUCGGGCUCCGGCGCUUCUGGUUCCUACAGACUCACCAAGAAGGAAUCUAAACCCGCGAAGAAAGACGACAAGAAAGUGGUGAAGAAGAAGACGACCGCGACCGCCGCUAAAGUAAAGAAACCCGCCGCCAAGAAAGCGACGACUCCUGUGAAGAGAGCGCCCGCUAAGAACGCUGUGACACCGAAGAAGAAGGCGAAGGCGAAGGCGGCGAAGAAACCGGCUGCCAAGAAAGCGCCGGCAAAGAAGACGACGAAGAAGAGUCCGAAGAAGGUCGCUGCCAAGAAGACCGCGAAAACCACCAAAAAGCCUGCCGCAAAGAAAACUGCGAAGAAGGCCACAGCGAAGAAGAGUAAGAAGUGAAGAGGAUGUUUGAUUCCUGACCGCAGUCCAAACCAAAGGCUCUUUUAAGAGCCACCACACGUCACUAACGAGCGUUGACCUCUAUAGUCUCGUGUAUGUGUGUGUGUGUGUGUAUAUCAACUUAUGUGUUCUCAAAUGUCUUGACCAAAAACGAUUCAGUUUUAAUGAAUCAUUGAAAGAAACCACAAUGUAACAACAUUCACAAUUAAGAAGCUGGGAAAUCAUCAAACUGAUUAUCCAAAUGGUUGGCAAUUAGUUGGGUAAUUGAUUUCGAGUGAUGUAGCGUGUGCAUUGUCUUUGAUCCAUUACUCUUCAUUGUCAAUAGUGUAAUACUAUAAUAUUAUCAAUAACCCUAAAAUGUGUAUAUAUAUACAUAUAUAUGUAUGUAUAUAUAUAAUAACUGGGAAAUGAGCUGUACUGGAAGCUCAUGUACUUGAAGAAAGAACAAAGAAGACGCUGCUGUGUAUAUAUUACUGUGUCCUGGUGCUUCAAAGCCAUUUGAUACAUGAAUAGUGAAUUUUGAUCUACAAUAGUAUUAGAAUAGUUGUCCUUUCUGCCCUAGAAUAUAAUCCACUACCUCUAACUGCAUUCAGGACUGAUAAGACAAAAAAACCUGUUACGUCAUUUAAUGACAAAUCAUGCACAAAACUACUUAUGAAAGUAAAAUAAACUUUAUGAAAUAUAUAAACAGUA
Solea senegalensis (Senegalese sole) is the source of this 1381-nucleotide messenger RNA. Its product is annotated as histone H1-like. Gene Ontology annotation, cellular component: nucleosome. Bases 59 to 688 code for a protein of 209 amino acids. Gene Ontology annotation, molecular function: DNA binding; structural constituent of chromatin. NCBI's taxonomy places the organism in Eukaryota, Metazoa, Chordata, Actinopteri, Pleuronectiformes, Soleidae. Gene Ontology annotation, biological process: nucleosome assembly. The record is from RefSeq and is a predicted model, not a curated record. The transcript has a single exon.